Molecule: messenger RNA, 799 nt
Organism: Scutellospora calospora
Lineage: Eukaryota; Fungi; Glomeromycota; Glomeromycetes; Diversisporales; Gigasporaceae
Source: the annotation of a GenBank genome assembly
GUUUAAAUUAAUGCAUAUCGAGCUUGACCUUCUUGCAACCAAACAUAAACUCAGAGAUAUUUUUCUUGAUGAAGAUGAAUUUAAAGAAGUUGAUAAUUUACUCAACCUUCUUUAUCCUAUACUUGAAGCAACUAUAUUACUUUCAUCUUGUUUGUAUCUAACAAUAUCUAAUGUAUAUUUGUCUUUUGACAGUAUUCUUCACUACCUUAGUAGAUUUAUUGAUGAUAGAUCAUACUCACUUAAUAAAUAUAUGGUCACAAAUUCUAUACAUUAUAAACUAAAUAAAUAUUGGUUACUUCUUGACAAAUCUAUUACGAUUGCUGCUAUUCUUGAUUCUACUUCAAAACUUAUAACAUUCUCAUCUGAAGAAAAAAGAAAUACAACAAUUACAAAUUUGCACCAAGCAAUAGUUCAAUAUAUACUACAAGCUUCUGCAACUAAUGCUAGCCCUUCUAAAAAUAGAAAAAGAGAAUUUUUUAAAUCUCUAUUAGAACAGCAACAAUUAAUAAACAAACCACCAGUAGAAGAAUUAGAUCUAUACUUAUCUUCGCCUCCGUGUUCUGAAGAAGAUCCUCUUGAGUGGUGGGUGAAAAAUGAAUUUAGAUUCCCAAUUCUAGCUAAGAUAGCACAUAACUAUUUAGCGAUUCAAGGAACAAGUGUUCCCUGUGAAGAAGCAUUUUCAGUAGCAGCAAGAACACUUACGAAAAUUCGCAAUCGUCUUCACCUCGAAACCGCAUAUGCUUUGCUUUGUUUGAAAAGCUGGAUGGAACAGGGUAUUGAAGUACAAAUAGAGAAAUAA